GAUAGAGUCAAUUAAGACUGCGCCAUUUAUCAGCACUUUUUCAGGACAUAGGACAAAUAAUGUAGGUCUUAUUCAACGAUUUACAUUCUUAAAGGCAAGUCAGUUGGUUUAUUCAACAAAAGCAAAUGUGGAAAAGCAAGAAAAUGAAGAAAAAGAUGAAUCCAAAGUGUCAGAGACAGAGAUAUACGGCGUCGAAAUUGAUAAUCAGCUAGAG
This is a messenger RNA of Racocetra persica, 214 nucleotides long. The record is from the annotation of a GenBank genome assembly. NCBI's taxonomy places the organism in Eukaryota, Fungi, Glomeromycota, Glomeromycetes, Diversisporales, Gigasporaceae.